GUCAAAUUAAAUUACGGAUGUAAAUAUUGUAUUGCCGUAGUUUUUAUUAUUUCAUUAAUUAUUUAGAAUCUCCUAAUCUCCAAUUUUAUCACUAUAUAAAGUGUUUAAUACAUAUAUGAUGCUUCUUGACACUUAUGAAAAGUAGCAGAUUUCUAAUAAUAAUAUUAACUUAAUGUGAUUAUGAUAACUAGUUUUUAAUUAAACCAUGAAUAGUAAGAUAUUGAACACAAUUGCUAAUGCUAUUGAUAACAGGGAAGAAGUAAAAAAGAGAACAGAGACUGGACAGCAAAUUCUGCGUGAUUUACAAACUUGUGUUGAUAAUUGCAAAAACCGAUUUGGUGGAAAGUCUGAACUUGCAACUGAAGAUGAUUUGAGAAUAGUUCAAUUGUGUGAAAAAUGGGAAAAAACACUUAGUCAUGGGAUCAAAACAAAUUUAUCAAAUUCAACAAUACAGAACUUAGUUUCUGCUGGUUUAAACUUCACAUUUAAUAUUAUUAAUGUUGGCAACUCACUUUGGAGCUAUUGUUGUCUACAUCUGACAAAACAUGAGAAGGAAAGGUUUAAAAUUCUAUCAAAUAUCAACACCCCAUUAGGUUAUUUCAGAGCAUUUAUAAGAGCAGCUUUAAAUGAGAGAUCCUUGGAAAGAUAUUUACAAAGUUGGAUAAGCCAUGGACUUUUAUCAGAAUAUUAUGAAGAAGAUGCCAUAGUCAGAACAAGGGAAGCUAAUUUACUUCCAGAUAUUGCAGCUGGUUUAUCAACAAUAUUAUUUGCUUUAUCAAUAGACAAAGCUGUGCUAAAUGAUUCACAACAAGCAACUCAAACAAUGAAACCGGAGCAUGUCAUUCCCCUGCCCACUCCAAUAAAAGCAUCAGGAAAUGUUAACAGAAAGCCUAUCCGUCAAGUUAUAACAUUUGAGGAACAAAAUGACAGGAGAGAUAAUAAGAAAAAUGAUUCUGUUGCUCAAACUUCUAGUAUGUUAUGGAAUAGUGCUCCUCCAACUUGCCUUAACUCCCCAGACCCAGUGAUAAUUCCUCAGUUAACAUCAGCUAGUGAACCAACAAGUUCCGAAUACAAAAGUGGUAUUCGACACUUCUUUCCCGACAGUGUUAAAGGAAUUGAUAGUCCAUCACAAAUUCUGACCAGAUUGUCGGAAUGUGCUAAAGAAAUCUUUUCAUCUUCCAGUAGUAUAGAUAGGAAUAAUGUGUCCAAAGAUGACAAUGCAUCAGAUUUAAGUGUAAAUUGUUUGAAAAUCUAUGAGAGUGAUAGUGAAGAGGUUGCGGGCAGUAUAGAUGGCAGCACAUCAUGUUUAGAACUUUGUUUUACAGAAGACGAAGGUGCUAGUGAUGAGAAAAGAGUUAGUUCUGUUUUAGAUCAUAGGGAAAAAGAUUACUUAGAUUUACAAAUCAAAUUCAAUCAAUUUGAGCUUAAAAGCAAAGAGAAAGUGCAAAAAUUGGAGAAAACAGUUGGGGAUCUAAACAAAGAAAAUGAAAGACUAAAAGAGCAACUGAGACGUUACAUGUCGGCUGUGGAAUCUGGUAUUGCAUUGAAAAAUGGUAGCGAACAUGAUGAAGAAAUCAAUUCUUAUGAAAAGAAACUUGUGCAAGUUGCAGAAAUGCAUGCAGAACUUAUGGAAUUCAAUCAACAUUUACAAAGACGGCUACAAGAUAUGGAAAGUGCAUCAGGCUUAGAGAUUUUAGAUUACCCUGAGUCAAAUGUAAAAGUAUUUAUGCCAAGUGCAUUUUUAGUUGGAAAGAGAACUCAUUCAUACCAUGUGUAUCAGAUUUUUAUAAAAGUAGGUCUUGAAGAAUGGAAUGUGUAUCACAGAUACGCAAAGUUCCACGAGCUUCACACGCAGCUAAAGAAAUGCCAUCCUGAUAUAGCUAAUUAUAAGUUUCCGCCAAAGAAGACUUUAAGAAAAAGAGAUGCUAACCUGGUGGAGAAGCGGCGGGUGUCGUUGCAGGCGUACCUGCGGCACGUGCUGCUGGUGCUGCCGGAACUGCGCGAGUGCACCAGCCGCGCACAACUCAUCACUUUACUUCCGUUUUUUGGAACCUCUUCGAGUGGUAAAGAAAAUGGUGCAAAUCCAAGUCUGGAUCAACAUUCGAGUGAUUCCAUAUCGACCUAUGACGGACUGUGAUGUCGCAUAUUGAACGAGAUUCAAUAAAUAAAUAAUUAAAAUUGUUUUAGAUGCAAUUAAAAUAGAGGUAAUAUUUAGAUUCGACAAUAUUACAUGCAAGUUAAUUUACUAAAGAGUAACAUGAUGAGCAAUAGCUAAAUACCUUAUUUAAAUUUGUUUUUUUUUUUAUUACAUUCUGCCUGUUUUUUUUAAUGCCGACUAUAAUCUGUAGUUCUGAUCUAUUUUACUUUUUAAACGUUCCACGGCAUUACUUUCUAUCUAAAAUAACAGGCAAAUAAUCAAUAUUAUGGAAUUUGAGUUUAAAUAUUAAUGUAAGUCCUUAUAUUUCAUGAUUUUAAUGUUUAUUGUAAUAUUUCAUAUAACCAUAAGUGAUAUAUAUUUUCUUAUAUCCAAAAUUACAUCUGUGAUAAUAUUUAGUCGGUAAAAAAUGACGAAAGAAUUUUAACGAAGCAAGGAUAUGGUCAAUCGAUUUUUUAUUUAUUCGUAAUUUGUAAUCAAAUCAUUGUAAAGUAUGAAUUAUUCCAUACAUUAAUUUUAUGUUUUAUAAAAUGUAUGUUUUCCAGUUUGUUUACUUAUGUAAGGUUCUCUUUUGUAAUUAAUUUAAUUUGUAAACCUCCAAAUGUGUUGUACACAAUUUGGGGUUCAAAUCUCUUUAUUUAUAACAGUAUUCAUACUUUGAUUCGUAUAGAUAAUUGUAUUCUUAAAUUACGUUGAAAAAGAUAUAAAAAUAACCAUGUCCAUACAUAUAAGCUUAUUUAUAAAGCACUUAGAACUGAAAGUUAUUAUAAUAUACAUUGUCAAAAGUGAUUAA
This is a messenger RNA of Papilio polytes (common Mormon), 2948 nucleotides long. RefSeq names its product sorting nexin-29-like. The transcript has 11 exons. The coding region runs from base 206 to 2137 and encodes 643 amino acids. NCBI's taxonomy places the organism in Eukaryota, Metazoa, Arthropoda, Insecta, Lepidoptera, Papilionidae. Gene Ontology annotation, molecular function: phosphatidylinositol binding. The record is from RefSeq and is a predicted model, not a curated record.